AUGUCUGGUAAAUCAGGCGACAGAGUUCAUACUGAGAAGCGUCACAGAGCACUGGAAGCAGCAGAUUUGCAGGGUAUCCCUCCUGGUAAUCUUCGAGAGUUGCUUAUUGCAUGUGCCAGAGCUCUCUCUGAACAAAAACUAGAUGAUUUUCAGGAAUUGAUUGAACAGGCUCGGAGUGCUGUGUCUAUUAGUGGAGAGCCUAUCCAGCGUCUUGGUGCAUACAUGGUAGAAGGGCUGGUAGCAAGGAAAGAGGCAUCAGGCACUGCCAUUUAUCAGUCCCUCAGGUGUAAGGUGCCAGAAGGCAAGGACUUGCUUUCUUACAUGCAUAUCCUGUAUGAAAUAUGCCCCUACUUAAAGUUUGGUUACAUGGCUGCAAAUGGUGCCAUUGCUGAAGCGUGCAGACAUGAAGAUCGCAUCCACAUCAUAGACUUUCAAAUUGCUCAGGGGACUCAGUGGAUAACACUCUUACAAGCUCUUGCAGCUAGACCAAGUGGCCCCCCUCAUGUGCGGAUCACAGGAAUCGAUGAUCCAGUUUCUAAACAUGCCCGUGGUGACGGUUUGGAGGCAGUAGGCAAAAGGUUGGCUGUGAUUUCUGCGAAAUGCAAUAUCCCAGUUGAGUUUCAUGCACUGCCAAUGUUUGCUCCAGAAGUCACAAGGGAUGUGCUGGGCGUAAGGCCUGGGGAGGCGCUGGUUGUAAAUUUCCCUCUGCAGCUCCACCACACCCCUGAUGAGAGUGUUGAUGUGAGAAAUCCACGGGAUGGGCUUCUGAGGAUGGUGAAGUCUCUUUCUCCCAAGGUGAUCACUUUGAUAGAGCAAGAAUCAAACACAAACACAGCUCCUUUCCUCCCUCGGUUCGUAGAAACUCUAGACUACUAUUUGGCUAUGUUUGAGUCAAUCGAUGUCACCCUGCAAAGGAACAGGAAGGAGCGAAUUAAUGUGGAGCAGCACUGUUUGGGUAGAGACAUGGUGAACAUUAUAGCUUGUGAAGGCAAGGAUAGGGUAGAACGUCAUGAGCUCUUUGGCAAGUGGAAGUCCAGAUUGACAAUGGCAGGGUUCCAACAAUAUCCUCUAAGCUCUUACGUUAACUCUGUAAUAAGGAGCUUGUUAGGGUGUUACUCUCCGCAUUAUACACUGGUGGAGAAGGAUGGAGCUAUGUUGUUGGGGUGGAAGGACAGGAACCUGGUCUCGGCAUCUGCAUGGCACUAA
Ilex paraguariensis (yerba mate) is the source of this 1206-nucleotide messenger RNA. NCBI's taxonomy places the organism in Eukaryota, Viridiplantae, Streptophyta, Magnoliopsida, Aquifoliales, Aquifoliaceae. The record is from the annotation of a GenBank genome assembly.